Messenger RNA from Scutellospora calospora, 340 nucleotides. NCBI's taxonomy places the organism in Eukaryota, Fungi, Glomeromycota, Glomeromycetes, Diversisporales, Gigasporaceae. The record is from the annotation of a GenBank genome assembly.
GGCUUUUGAUGGAAUUCCAUUUGAUACUAAACUCUGUGUAAAAAUCUGUGACAAUAAUAAUCCUUUAAGACCAGAAUUUGCACCAGGAACACCAGAUUAUUAUAUCAAAUUAGCCAAAGAAUGCACAGAUGCUAACCCCCAAAGAAGACCUAAUGCUACUGAGAUCAAUCACAGUAUUGGCUAUUGGCUCUGCCAGAUGAAGAAAUACGAUGAGAACUACUUCAAGAAGCAAUUUUUGGAUGCCGACAUAGUUGAACCAGAACCGGUCGAACCGAAACAUCCAUCAUUAAUGUAUACCAGCAAACUAGUCAACAUAUUAGAUAAUGUUCAAACGGGCUAA